Capsella rubella is the source of this 1751-nucleotide messenger RNA. Its product is annotated as rho GTPase-activating protein 1. Bases 116 to 1486 code for a protein of 456 amino acids. The transcript has 5 exons. Gene Ontology annotation, biological process: signal transduction. The record is from RefSeq and is a predicted model, not a curated record. Lineage: Eukaryota; Viridiplantae; Streptophyta; Magnoliopsida; Brassicales; Brassicaceae. Gene Ontology annotation, molecular function: GTPase activator activity.
ACUAAUCAUCAAUCUUCGAGCUCUGUAACUUUUCUCGUCUUCAAAAAUCCCACAUUUGAACAAUUAAAGUUGUUUCCUUUUUUGUGUGAAAUCAAUCAAUCUGUCUGAAAGCGCCAUGACUGAAGUCCUUCACUUCCCUUCAUCUCCAAGCGCUUCUCCUUCUUCUUCUUCUUCUUCUCCUUCGCCUUCUUCCUUAUCCUACAAUGCGGCUGCUCUCCGGAGGAACCCAGUUGCUGGAUUCUCGCAAGAUGUUGACUUUCAUGGCUCAAUCGAGGAACAAGACUUGAGAAGACGGAGCAGCACCGAUGGAGUAGAAGAAGAAGAAGAAGACGAUGGUGGGGAAGAUCAGAUUUCGUUGUUGGCUCUCCUUGUCGCCAUUUUCAGGAGAUCUUUGAUUUCUUGUAAGAGUAAUCGGAGGGAGCUCUGUAGUAUGGAGAUCGGAUGGCCUACCAAUGUCCGCCACGUGGCUCACGUUACCUUCGAUCGUUUCAAUGGCUUCUUGGGUUUGCCUGUUGAGUUUGAGCCUGAAGUUCACAGACGAUCUCCAAGCGCCAGUGCAACAGUCUUUGGGGUAUCAACGGAAUCAAUGCAAUUAUCAUAUGACUCAAGAGGCAAUUGUGUACCAACCAUACUUUUGUUGAUGCAAAACUAUUUAUAUGGUCAAGGAGGCUUGCAGGCAGAGGGCAUUUUUAGACUUACUGCUGAGAAUAGCGAGGAAGAGGCGGUUAGGGAGCAACUAAACCGAGGAUUUAUACCUGAACGAAUCGAUGUUCACUGUUUGGCAGGGCUUAUUAAGGCAUGGUUUAGAGAACUCCCUACAAGCGUUCUUGAUUCGUUGUCACCUGAACAGGUGAUGCAGUGCCAAACAGAAGAGGAAUAUGUCGAGCUUGUUAGGCUUCUUCCACCUACAGAAGCUGCUCUGCUUGAUUGGGCCAUCAAUCUAAUGGCUGAUGUUGUUCAGUAUGAACAUCUUAACAAGAUGAAUUCACGCAACAUUGCCAUGGUUUUUGCACCUAAUAUGACACAGAUGGAUGAUCCAUUGACAGCACUGAUGUAUGCGGUUCAAGUGAUGAACUUCCUCAAGACACUAAUCGAAAAAAUUCUAAGGGAAAGGCAAGACUCAGUGGUCGAGCAAGCUCAUGUAUUCCCUUUAGAACCUUCUGAUGAGAGCGGUCACCAAAGUCCUUCACAGUCUUUGGCUUUUAACUCCAUUGAGCAGAGUGAUGAGACGCAAUCAGACUACGUCGAAAAUACAGAAAAUCAGAGUUCAAGCAGCGAGAUAUCAGACGAAUUAAUCCCAGAGAACAAUGCAUCUGAACAGAGAGAAUCAGACUGUGGAAAAUGUCAAACCAGGGGAUGGAGCGACUCAGACCUACAGGUGCUGACUCUGGCUCCUCCAGCUCAGUGGCCUGUGAGUAGUACAAAGGGAUUAACCAACUUGAGCCGUGUAGGUUCAAGGGUAGAGCGUACUGAAGCUUGGCGGUGAAGAAAGAGGAGCAAAGAGAAUCCAUUGAGAGGACUUGAGCUGUUCUUCAGAAUCAAAUGUUUUGCUUGCUUCGUUUUUGUAUGUGUUAAUGUGGUUUCUGUUGAUGUCUUUGUUCUAUAAAUUUAUUUGGUCAAUGUUCUCAAUUGCCUUCUUUGUGAUAAACCGUCCAUACCAAUACCAAACCAAACUUGUAAACCGUAUUGAACCGGCGUCUCUCUCGUCUCCUGACUAUGAAAAUGGUGAAGCAUGGUCUUUCUUCUUCCUA